AUAACCUUCGAUGUUACCAGCAGUACUUAAGACAACUGUUAGUGGUUAUAUAUAUAUCGCAGCGAGCAGCAGUACAGCUUGCCGAGUACAAUGAAGGUCGUUCUGCUGCUUGUUGUUGCCCUGGUCGCCGUGGCGCAUGCGCGCUACGGCCCUCGGGAGUCGCGUUACCAGCCCACGGAGGACAGCGAGCAGCCGUCAUCGGCAGAGAGGCGGCACAGUCCCGGAACAGUCCGGCGCCGCUCAGAAGACGACGGUUCCGCCUCGCCAGAAUCGCAGGAAAUGUCGUACACGGAGCUGCCGUGCCCAAGCAUUUGUCCACUUAUCUACGCACCCGUGUGUGUCGAAGACAGCAACCAAGACUUCUACUUGUUCGUGAAUGAGUGUGAGGUGCGAAAGUGCGGCUGUGAAGCAGGGUUCGUUUACACGUUUGUACCAAGGGAGAUGUGUAAAGCAACCACGUCACUUUGCCCAAUGCAAACGAAAUCUUCCCGGCGUUUGAAUCUAGAGGAAGACACUGAAACAGAAGACUCAUCCUCCAGCGAGUAACGUCCGAGUGGAUCUCCUGACGACAAGGAAUCUUCGAAAAGCAGAAAAAUAAUGAGUGUGCUUAGAGGUACCAAGAAAAUCCGACAGCAGAAGAAUUUACCUCAGGUACUAGCAACAAAACUACCUGAAUAACCUCAACGACUUUUCUGUUUCAUUGAUUCGACCACGAAAUACAAUAAAUCAAAUCAGCUGUUAUUUAAUACAACUUGUUAUUUACAUACAGUUUUCAGUCCUUCUUUAUCAUUUUCUUUUCCUGUAAUAGAUUGGCUCAAACCCAAAGGAAGCCCCAUGUCAUCUGGUGUUACAUUUUUGAUUACACAAUAAAUUUAUCUGCCAAUAGCAUCUGACACUGGAAAAUAAUAAAUGCACGUUAAUAACGUCAGUCACAUUCGGCCCAAUCAAGCUAUACAUUCAAAUCGCUGAUUUUCUUUCAUUAGGAUACAUGGUUUCAUUGACAACGUACUGCCAAAUUAAAAAUAAACCUGUUGGUUAUAAAUAUA
Schistocerca gregaria is the source of this 1046-nucleotide messenger RNA. RefSeq names its product greglin. Gene Ontology annotation, molecular function: protein binding. The transcript is spliced from 3 exons. Bases 91 to 546 code for a protein of 151 amino acids. NCBI's taxonomy places the organism in Eukaryota, Metazoa, Arthropoda, Insecta, Orthoptera, Acrididae. The record is from RefSeq and is a predicted model, not a curated record.